GUUCAAACAAGCGGCCAGGAAAAUUUUCCAUUAGAGACUGGCUUGCGGGGCGGAUAAUAUUAUCGGUCGAGGUUCAGUCUUGAUAUUAUUCUCUUGACACAAGGAGGUCGUCAGCUUCUAGGCAAUACAGUACGUGAAGGACGGAGGUAUUGGGAUGAAGUCUACUGCAGUGAUAUGGCUACUUUUGGCCGAAAGCACGUCGAUAUGCACCGGUACGAAACCCUUCAAAUCGGACACGGAAAACAAGCCCUUGUUCGUGACACCUUUCAUUGAGGACGGCCGUCUGGAAGAAGCCAAGACCCUGAGUCGCGUGGGAUCCUUGGGGGACGUGGAGGACGUGGCGAGCUACGCAGGAUUCCUCACCGUCAAUAAAGACAUGGGCAGCAACAUGUUCUUCUGGCUCUUUCCGGCAAAGGAGAGCCCAGAAACUGCUCCUGUGAUCCUCUGGCUUCAGGGGGGUCCGGGAAGUUCGUCCAUGAUGGGACUCUUCACUGAAAGUGGUCCGUUUGUCAUCACUGACACUGGAAUUCCUAAGCUUCGGGAGUCCACCUGGACCAGAAGCUUUUCUGUGCUCUACGUCGACAACCCGGUGGGCGCGGGGUUCAGCUUCACCGGGAAGGAACAGGGCUACGCGAGGAACGAGACGGACGUGGGCCGGAACUUGCUUGAAGCCCUGCAGCAGUUCUUCACGCUCUUCCACGAGCUCGCCGAGAACGAGUUUUAUGUCGCCGGAGAGUCAUAUGCCGGAAAAUACGUCCCAGCCGUGGCAUACGCUAUUCACACGGCCGUCCAGCCCAGAAUCCGAAUCAACCUCAAGGGCAUCGCCAUCGGUAACGGUGUGGUGGAGCUGGAAUCCAUGCUGGACUAUGCAGACUACCUCUACCAGCUCGGGCUUGUAGACUACAACCAGGCCGAAAUAGUUCGCCAGUGGUGCGACAAAGCCAGGUACUACAUCGAACACAAACGCUACGCCGACGCUGCAGAGAUAUUCGAUCAUGUUAUUCUAUGUGGUGGCAAUACGACAUGCUACUUAAAACAAGUCACCGGGUUCAACAACAUUUUUAAUUACUUACGAGCAAAUUGGCCAAAAGAGCUGGGCUACUACGUAGAGUUUCUGCAAACUCCUAAAGUUCGAAAUGCGAUCCACGUUGGGAACAUUUCAUUUAGCUCUAGAUCGUUGAUCGUUAGGGCGCAUCUGUAUGAGGACAUAGCGAAAUCCGUAAAGCCCUGGCUAGCUACUUUGAUGGAAGAGUACAAGGUGCUGAUUUACAACGGCCAACUAGACCUCAUCGUCCCGUAUCCACUUACCGUCAACAUGAUCUCAACCAUCAAGUGGUCGGGUGCGGAAGCAUUCAGGAACGCACAGCGGAAGAUUUGGCUGUCUCCGAACGGGCAAGAUGUGUCUGGCUACGUCCGACAGGUGGGUAAUUUAACCGAGGUACUGGUGAGAAAUGCUGGACACUUAGUUGUUCACGAUCAACCGGAUGUGUCGUUGGACAUGAUUACAAAGUUCAUUCGAGGACAGCCUUUUGCCCCAAGAUGAUCCGACAAUAAAUAAAUCAGUUGCAAUUUC
Ixodes scapularis (black-legged tick) is the source of this 1573-nucleotide messenger RNA. Its product is annotated as venom serine carboxypeptidase. The record is from RefSeq and is a predicted model, not a curated record. Bases 155 to 1543 code for a protein of 462 amino acids. Gene Ontology annotation, biological process: proteolysis. Gene Ontology annotation, molecular function: serine-type carboxypeptidase activity. NCBI's taxonomy places the organism in Eukaryota, Metazoa, Arthropoda, Arachnida, Ixodida, Ixodidae. The transcript is spliced from 4 exons.